UCCUAACUGUUUGUUCCUUUUAACAGUCAAGCCCAUCUUCUCCAGAACCUGCCAGUCUUCCUGCAGAAGACAUCAGCACAAGCUCUAAUGGUCCAAAGCCUGCAGAAAUCAUACUAGAUGAUGACAGGGAAGACCUUUUUGCUGAAGCUACAGAAGAGGUUUCUCUGGACAGUCCAGAAAGGGACCCAAUACUGUCUUCAGAUCCUUCUCCUGCAAUCACUCCUGUAACACCCACUACAUUAGUAACUCCCAGAAUGGAGUCAAAAAGUGUAACAGCCCCUGUGAUUUUUGAUAGAUCCAGGGAAGAGAUUGAAGAGGAAGCAAAUGGAGACCUAUUUGAUAUUGAAAUCAAUGUCUCAGACCCAGAGAAAGUUGGGGACGGCAUGAAUGCUUACAUGGCAUACAGAGUAACAACAAAGACAUCCCUUUCUAUGUUUCACCAAAAUGAAUUCUCUGUUAAAAGAAGAUUCAGUGACUUCCUUGGUUUGCACAGCAAAUUAGCAACAAAAUACCUGCAUGUUGGUUACAUUGUGCCUCCAGCUCCAGAAAAAAGUAUUGUAGGCAUGACCAAGGUUAAAGUAGGCAAGGAAGAUUCAUCAUCUACAGAAUUUGUAGAAAAAAGAAGAGCUGCACUAGAACGGUAUCUACAGCGAACAGUAAAACACCCAAUCUUGUUACAGGAUCCUGAUUUAAGGCAGUUCUUGGAAAGUUCUGAGGUAUUUAAGAUUUUUUUUUUUAAGUUCUACUUAUUCUCUAGUUACUUUGUUUCAAGACUUGCAUUUAGAAAUCAAUCUGCCAGAGCAGGAAUAUUGAGGAUGGUGAACAAGGCUGCCGACGCUGUCAACAAAAUGACAAUCAAGAUGAAUGAAUCGGAUGCAUGGUUUGAGGAAAAACAGCAACAAUUUGAGAAUUUGGAUCAGCAACUUAGAAAACUUCAUGCCAGCGUAGAAGCCUUAGUCUGCCAUAGAAAAGAGCUUUCAGCCAACACAGCUGCCUUUGCUAAAAGUGCUGCCAUGUUAGGUAAUUCUGAGGAUCACACUGCUUUGUCUAGAGCUCUGUCUCAACUUGCAGAGGUUGAGGAGAAAAUAGACCAACUACAUCAAGAACAAGCUUUUGCUGACUUUUAUGUGUUCUCAGAACUGCUUGGUGAUUACAUUCGUCUCAUUGCUGCAGUAAAAGGUGUAUUAGAUCAUCGAAUGAAAUGCUGGCAAAAAUGGCAAGAUGCUCAGGUCACUUUACAGAAAAAACGGGAGGCUGAAGCAAAGCUCCAACUUGCCAACAAACCUGAUAAAUUGCAGCAAGCUAAAGAUGAGAUAAAGGAGUGGGAGACAAAAGUUCAACAAGGAGAAAGAGACUUUGAACAGAUCUCCAAAACCAUACGCAAAGAAGUGAGCAGAUUUGAGAAAGAACGAGUGAAAGACUUUAAAACUGUUAUCAUCAAAUACUUAGAAUCAUUAGUGCAAACACAACAGCAGCUUAUAAAAUAUUGGGAGGCAUUCCUACCUGAAGCCAAAGCCAUUGCCUAGAAAGAAGAAUAUUCCAAAUCAGAAGACACUUUGGAUGUUUGUCUCAGUUAAGCUAAAUUCCACAGUGAAAUCACUUCAGAAUCAUUCAAAUAAACCACUAUAUAUUUUAUGAAUUAACAUGUGUCUUUUUUAUAAAAUACAGCAUUUUAUUAACAAGCUGCAUGUCCUGACGCUCUUUGAAGUGGACUGUGGCAUGAUAUUCUGUAAUAUUUUGCUGAAUUGAACACUAUUGUGUCUUAAUACUUGCACUAAAAUGUGCACUGCAAGGCCAGAAAGUUACAAUAUUUUUGUUCUUUACAAUAUGAUAUGUUCUGUAGUAUGUUUACCUGAUCUUUAUUAAAUAAAUUUAAUUGCAUUGAUUAUUGUUCACUUACACAUUCCUGUACAAAAUCAUGAUUUUUGUGAUUACAAAAAUAAAGGGAUGUACCUU
Pelodiscus sinensis (Chinese soft-shelled turtle) is the source of this 1956-nucleotide messenger RNA. Lineage: Eukaryota; Metazoa; Chordata; Testudines; Trionychidae. The record is from RefSeq and is a predicted model, not a curated record.